Molecule: messenger RNA, 1441 nt
Organism: Cucumis sativus (cucumber)
Lineage: Eukaryota; Viridiplantae; Streptophyta; Magnoliopsida; Cucurbitales; Cucurbitaceae
Product: FCS-Like Zinc finger 8
Exons: 3
Coding region: 413-1222 (269 amino acids)
Source: RefSeq, a predicted model, not a curated record
CUAAAUCCACUUUUUUUUUCUCUCCCAUUUUCAACUCUUCUUUUUCUUCUUCUUCUUCUUCUUCUUCUUCUUCUUGUAAAAUAUAAUUCUCUGAAGAAAAAAAAAGAAAAAAAAAAACUCUGUCUAUUUUCUCAAUUUCCAUGUCCAUCAUUCCAAUGCUUCCACACACCGUUGGAUUUGUUUUGAUCAACGGUGGCAAUUAGUUCUUUCUUGUUCUUUUUCUUCUACCUCUUUACCAAAAACAGCCAUGGAAGCCACUGAAGUUUAAUUCAACAUCUGUUUAUCUUUUUAAAGAUUUUCUUCUGAAAAAAAAAUACAAAAUUGAUUGCCCACUUCCCAUAUCCAAAACCCAGAAAGCUUGGAUUUUUUCAGGUGGGAGGUUUUUGAAAAAUAGGGUGGGAAAAAAGGGAAGAUGUUGAGGAAUAGAUCUAGAGCUGUAAGUGGAAAACAAGCAUUAAUGGCAGAAAAUCAAGUUUCAAGAUUUUCUUCUUAUUCAUAUACAAAACCACUUGAAAAUUCCUUGUUUGGAUCACCAAAAUACAAAGCCUUUUCACCAACAAAAAGAGGAAUUGAUGAUCAUAAUUCUGUUAUUAGCCCAACUUCUGUUCUUGAUUCCAACAAUAAACCAUUUUUCUCUUUACAAAAUCCCUUCAUCAAAUUACCAAAUCCCAAAAUUAUUGCAAAAACUACCAGAGUUUCCCCAGAAAUAAUUUCAGGCCCGAAAAAGCCCAUUGGGCUUGCUUUAAUUGAGGACAAAAACGAUGAUUCCAAGCCCACUAAGAGUGUUAUUUUUGGUGCUAAACUUCGUGUACAAAUCCCUCCACCAGGUUCCGCCGUGGACGGUGGCGGUAAUCAUAAUAAUAAUGGGUCGUUGAUGACAGUGAAGGAGAUGGAGGUUUGUGAAGAGUAUACUUGUGUUAAAAGACAUGGGCCUAAUGCUAAAAUCACUCAUAUUUUUGAUAAUUUUGUGGUUAAAACCAUGGUUGAUGAUUAUUAUCAUUAUGGUUCUUCACGUAAUUUUUCUACGGCGGAUUGGAGAAAGAAGAAGAAGAAGAUGAACAACAACAACAAUAACAGCUUUCUUAGGUUUUGUUAUACUUGGAAGAAUGAUCUUCAACUCACCAAUGAUAUCUAUAUUUACAGAGGUGAGAAAGCUUUUUGUAGCCAUGAAUGUCGCAACCAAGAGAUGCUUUUGGAUGAAGAAGAUGAAGAUGAAGAUUGAUCUUGAUUAUAAUCAUUUUCUUCUUCCAUUACAUAAUUUUCACAAAAUUCAUGAAUUUUUUUCUCUUUCUUUUGGGUUUUGUUUUUUUUCUUUUUCCUCUCAUGCAGAUAGAGAUAAAGAGGGAAAGGUGUUUGUAGAGAGAGAGAUAAACUAUGAUUAAAAAAAUAUGUUCAAUAUUUUGACUAAUAUGAUUGCUUGCUUUGGCUUUUACUAAACAAA